AUGCGCAUCCAGAAGCGACAGGCUUGGGGCAGGAGAGGCGCUGUGUCCACCUCGACUGGCGAACAGCAGAGCGACCACGGCAGCAGAAGAGUGGUGCUUAACCUGUAUCGGAGUCUCGUGUCAACGUACUCUUUCUCUUCAACUAUCGAUGCUGCGAUUUUCCUCAUUCCGUACGAGCACGUCGCAACAGGCUUUUCCGAUGCGACGCUUGAGAUUCGGGACAAGAAAGCGUUUGAUCACUUUGCGGGGGACAUGAUAAGACUCGCUCAGGUUCAGUUUGAGAUUGGAAGUACACUGACCAUCCACGUACAAUUGCUCGGGGCAAUCGUAACUUGGAGCGUCUCGGACGUUCCGUUACGGAAGAAAAUUAUGUUUAAAGGGAUGAAUGGACUACAGGACAUGCUCAUUGAUCAGGCGGGCAUGGAAAACUCGACAUAG
Peronospora matthiolae is the source of this 438-nucleotide messenger RNA. Lineage: Eukaryota; Oomycota; Peronosporomycetes; Peronosporales; Peronosporaceae. The record is from the annotation of a GenBank genome assembly.